Messenger RNA from Formica exsecta, 6597 nucleotides. Its product is annotated as collagen alpha-1(XI) chain-like. The transcript is spliced from 19 exons. Lineage: Eukaryota; Metazoa; Arthropoda; Insecta; Hymenoptera; Formicidae. Bases 583 to 5661 code for a protein of 1692 amino acids. The record is from RefSeq and is a predicted model, not a curated record. Gene Ontology annotation, molecular function: extracellular matrix structural constituent.
UACUUUCAAUAGUAUCACUGCUUUAAGAGAAUGAAGUGGGUAACCCGAGUAGGGAGAUGCAUUCUGCGGAUGAUAUGCCGUGUAAUAUACGAAUCAGUGUCAAUAGAAGAGAGACACGAAACUAUUAUUAAAAAGCAUAAUGUGUGGAAUGCGCGCGCGUCAUCUUGUAAGCGACAGUUGCAUGUACGUACGCACAGUGUGCUUGCAUCGCGGCAGCGGAAAAUUAAGCUGAAAGAAGAACAGUCGUAAUAACUUGGCGAAGGAAAGAGAAAGUAGAAAAUUCACAGUCAAAUAUAUAUUAACUGUGUUAUAUUAUCUAAAGAAUGGGGAAGAUUGAGCUGAAAGAAGAGGAAUAAAAAUAACGAGAAAAGAAAGGAGAAAGCGAGAAUAAAGGGGUAGAAAGAGAAACGAGGCCCAGGGCCUCAAUGAUCGGAAUGUAAGCUCAUAUCGUCAUUACAAGGAUUUGUAAUCGCGGAUCUGGCGUCGAGAAUCUCUAGUAGUGAUUCUGACUUACGAGAGACCGUUGGUUUAAUGUGCAUUCCGAUAAUUUAGAAAGAUAUGUUUUGAAGAGGAGAAGAUACUAUGCAACCAAAAAACUACGCGAGAAGGCAACAGAGAGUGUUGCGAUCUUCGUGGAUCGUGCCUCUUGUGUAUCUCUUGCUUCCAGGGUCGCUUACAUUUGGUUUUCAACUAAAAACAGCGGGUGUCGUGAUGAGAGAUAUGGCAAAGGAUGUAGUGGAUCUAAUUGAAGCCACAAGGAUGCAUGAGCAACUUUACGGAGUAACGACGACACAAAAUCGUUGUGGAGAUGGCAUGAUCGCAUAUGACAUUACGGAAAACGCGAUGUUGAUGGUUCAUACUAAUACACUAUUUCCGUCCGGCAUACCGCAGGAUUUUUCCAUUUUGGUCGUCGCAAAGCCAAAAGCUAAUUACUCGAUGCCGAUACUCUUUACUAUCUAUGGCGAUAUUGGCGAAGAACAACUGGUUCUUUCAUUGGGGCGCAAUAUCAGCUUUCUCUACAAUACAAAUGCGGAGGAAAAGGACGAUGCAAUUUCAUUCGGCGUCGAUAUCUCCGAUGGGGAAUGGCAUCGGUUAGGAAUUAGUAUUAAGGGUGACGCCGUUACCAUUAUUCUCGAUUGUGAUAGACAUAUCACGAAGAAGCUGCAAAGAAGUCGCGAAAAAACAAUCACCGGCAUCUUCAUGAUUGGGCAGCUUAGUGGUGGUUUAUAUCUGGGAAGUCUCGAGAUGCUGAAGAUCGCUCCAAAUCCAGACGCUGCUUAUGAGAUCUGCACGGUAUUUGCGCCAGACUGUAAACAUCAAUUAAAAGACAGGCUGAAUUAUAAUGCAUCAUCGAGUGGGAAUGAAGAUGAUGACGAAAAAGGGAACGAGAAUGACUCGAACACAGAUGAUUUAACUAACACAUUAAGCUCAACUAUUAAUAUUUCCACGUUUUACGAAGCAGAAAUGAUGAGGAGUGCAAGUAUGUAUGAAACGGAAUCAAAUAAUCAACAAUAUUACGGCGAGUCGACAAUUGAUCCUUACAACGAAGAAUACAUACGUACUUUUUCAAUGCAUCCUAAUAAAAUGUAUUAUAAUGCUCGAGGUCCACCAGGUCCUCGUGGAUUUCCGGGACCGCCAGGAAUACCAGGAUCUCCAGGCAAGAAAGGCGAAUUCGGUAGAGAUGGAUUGGCUGGAUUGCCGGGUGUAGUCGGUCCACCGGGUAACGUUUUUGUAAUACCCUUGUUAAGUCAACAGAGCAACGAAAAGGGACCAGACUCCCAAGUAGAACUGAUAAACCAGAUAUUAUCGCAACACAUGCUUGCAAUGAGAGGUAUAGAGGGACCGAUGGGACUCACGGGCAUCCCGGGACCGGAUGGACUUCCUGGACCUCAAGGUGAAAAGGGAGAACUCGGUGAUAUUGGUGAACCUGGAACUAGAGGGGAGAGAGGAAGUCCCGGAGAUUCUGGCAGAGAAGGCAGGAGGGGUCGUCCUGGCAGAGACGGUGAGCGCGGUCUUACUGGACCUCCGGGAAUGAAGGGCGAGCAAGGACUGAUAGGAUUACCAGGCUUACCGGGUGAUAAAGGCGAACGGGGACCUUCAGGGAUACCCGGCGAACCGGGUCUGUCGGGUCACGAAGGGAUGCAGGGCGAGGAUGGUCCUCCUGGUCUACCGGGUCUACCUGGUGAAUUGGGUCCGAGAGGAUUUAUUGGACCAAGAGGUUUCCCUGGUCUACCGGGUAAUCCCGGUAUUCCUGGAAACGAAGGACCGCCCGGUUCUAAAGGCAAUGCUGGACCGCCCGGUCCCCCUGGUGCACACGGUCAACCAGGACCUGUAGGUGCUGUGGGACCAUCUGGACUUCAAGGUCUACCAGGACCGACUGGUUUAGUCGGCCCACAAGGAAAGCCUGGAAUUCCUGGUCUUCCGGGUGCUGACGGAUCUCCUGGUCUCCCGGGCAAUCCUGGAAUUCCUGGGAUGAAAGGCGAACAAGGUCUGCCGGGACCGCAAGGAUCAAUAGGCUUUCCGGGUGUGCGGGGUGUGAAGGGCGAUGAAGGAUGGCGUGGUCCGCCGGGUGAACACGGCGAGAAAGGUGAGAGGGGAUUAGAAGGUGAUAAAGGCGAUACUGGUGCGAAAGGAGAGCCUGGAGCAACAGGACCGCAAGGAAUUCCGGGCCUUGAAGGAUUGGAAGGGCCAAAAGGAUUUGAGGGGCCUCGAGGUGAAACUGGUCUUGCUGGUCCGCCUGGAGAGAAGGGGAAAUUAGGUAUACCCGGAUAUGCUGGGUAUCCUGGAAAUGUUGGAGAAAAGGGUGAUAAAGGACAAAUUGGAGCGCAAAGUCCUAGCGGCGAUAAAGGAGAAAGAGGAAGCAAUGGAAUGCAGGGAGAACGUGGUGAAACAGGGCCAAGGGGUUUCAGAGGAACACGUGGUAGAAGAGGUGCGGAAGGAUUACCAGGACCAAAGGGCGAUACUGGUCAGCCAGGAUCUCCUGGUGUGCCAGGCGAGAUUGGCCCUUCCGGUGUUGAAGGUCCACGCGGCUUCGUAGGACCACCUGGUCCACCAGGCCUCGACGGAAAAGAUGGUGUACCAGGACCACCUGGCGAACGUGGUCCAAUUGGAGAAUCCGGGCUUGCAGGACCUUCAGGAACUCCUGGUAUUAUUGGCCCUCAAGGACCAACUGGAGAACCUGGUCAACCGGGCGAACCUGGAGCACUUGGUAGUCCGGGGUUUCCGGGAGAAGUUGGUACACCAGGUGAACAAGGAAAAGAAGGACCACCGGGUCCGCCCGGAUUGACAGGGAUUAAAGGUCCGCCAGGUCCUAGCGGAUUACCAGGAUUUCCGGGCGAAAGAGGAUUGAACGGUCUGCCUGGAAUGCCUGGUUCGAAAGGAGAAAUGGGAUCUAUCGGAGCACUUGGUCUGCCCGGUGAUAAAGGUGCUCAGGGUGAUUCUGGUAAAGACGGCGUACCGGGUCCAGAAGGAAAACAAGGGCCUAAAGGAAAGAGGGGACUUAUCGGACUUAAAGGCGAAAAGGGUGAUCCUGGGUUACCUGGGCCUAUAGGUCGCGACGGUUUACCAGGUCCACGAGGGUUACCUGGUUCAUCGGGACCAGUUGGACUUCCGGGUGAGGAUGGUGAUAAGGGAAACGUAGGUCCACCCGGUGAAAAAGGUUUCAAAGGAUCUCAGGGCGAAAUGGGACUUCUGGGUCCGCAAGGAAUACAAGGACCACGUGGUGAACCUGGUUUAAUUGGUUCUCCUGGAGAGAAAGGACCACCAGGUGAGAUUGGACAGCGAGGAUCAAAAGGUGAAGUUGGUCCAGUCGGAGCAACAGGAUCAGCCGGGCCUAUAGGACCGCAAGGUUUACCGGGUCUGCCAGGUGUAAAAGGUGAAGUUGGAGAUCCUGGAGCAAUUGGUCCUAUGGGGCCACCAGGUACCCCAGGAGAACGGGGUUCAAAAGGACCGAAAGGCCUUAAAGGUGCAGAAGGAUCACCGGGCUUAGAAGGUCGUCAAGGUGAAAAAGGAGACAGUGGAACGGCGGGACCUCCUGGAAAACCAGGAGUGGAGGGCAAACAGGGAGAAAGAGGUCUUCCGGGAGCGAAAGGAGAAGAAGGCAAGGAGGGAAUUGUCGGAUCUCCUGGACCACGAGGAUUAAUUGGCUUUGAUGGACCAAAAGGUGAUAUCGGAUUACCUGGCUUCCCCGGUCCACCAGGAGAACCUGGUCUCAUGGGCGCGAAAGGUGAGCCUGGAAAGGACGGCGAGGAUGGACAAGUAGGCAAUCCCGGCGCACCAGGUGAAGUUGGACCACCCGGCAAGGAAGGAUUAUCAGGUCUUCCUGGAAAACCAGGUCCGGAAGGCCCGGCAGGCCAGCAAGGUAACCCAGGUUUACCAGGAGAUAAAGGAGAUAUAGGUCCGUUCGGAGCACCGGGACCUCAAGGACCUGUUGGAGUCCAAGGAUUAUCUGGUCUGCCCGGUUUGCCAGGAGAAAGAGGUUUGCCAGGAGCGGCCGGGGAAAACGGUCCUCCNGGAAUGCCGGGCGUUGUCGGUGUCCCUGGGAUGAUUGGACCAAUUGGUCCGAAUGGCCCGAAAGGUGACAAAGGUCGUAGAGGUCUUAAAGGACAUCGAGGAGAACCAGGACGCGUUGGUAUCAAGGGCGAGCAAGGAGAGACGGGAGGAAAAGGCGAACGGGGGUUGCCUGGAGCAGAAGGUUCCAAAGGAAAUCUCGGACCUGCGGGUUCAAUUGGCCCCAAAGGGGAACAAGGGCUUUCCGGUUUGCUAGGACCGCCAGGAUGGCCCGGGCCAAAAGGAAACGCGGGGAAUGAUGGAAAGCAAGGUACCCCAGGUCCACCAGGUCCGCCAGGCCCACCAGGACCGCCUAGCCCACCGAUGGAACCCUUCAGCUUUGAUGGAGUGAUAUCACCACCUCAAUCAGCUAGAAAGAAACGCAAUGCUUCAAAAGAUAUAGAUAAAAAGGAAGAUUUGGAUACGAAGUAUUUAGACAUAUACAAAUCUAUUUCCAACAUACGACAAGAAUUAGAUCGAAGGUAUAGACCAACUGGUACUAGAAAUAAUCCGGUAAGGACAUGCAAGGACUUGUUUUACGGACAUCCCCAUUUCAAGGACGAUUGGUAUUGGAUCGAUCCAAAUCUGGGCAUGCCUGACGACGCUAUCUAUGUAUAUUGUAACAUCUCGAACAUGGGUGAGACUUGCGUAUUUCCCGAUAUUCAUAGUAGUCAUAUGCCAAAUAUACCAUGGAAGAAGGAGAACAAUAAAAUUGAUUGGUACUCGCGUUUACGUGGAGGAUUCAGAAUAACGUACGAGACGAUCGGAAUAGUACAAAUGAAAGUCUUGCGUCUGCUCAGUCAAGAGGCUUAUCAAAACUUUACGUAUACGUGCGUUAACAGUAUCGCCUGGUAUAACAGUGACGAUCCGACUCAUGGUUAUGACCUUUCGCUGCGAUUACUCGGCGACAACGAGGACGAAUUCUCGUACAACGUUAUCAGACCCCAGAUAGUCACAGACGGCUGCAAGGAUCGAAAUAAUAAGGCCGAGACCGUGUUUUUAAUUCGCACCAGGAAGCCGCAGCAAUUGCCGCUGGUGGACUUUUUCCCGAUCGAUUAUGGAUUGUCGCGGCAGGCCUUUGGUUUCACGAUCGGGCCGGUGUGUUUCAAGUAAGCACAGUAGUGAAUUGAUUGCAUUCUAAUCUUUUUUGCAGUUAUUAACUUUUUUGGUAUAUAAAUAAGUACAGAAACAUGUUGUGCAUAUACAAUAAUUAUCUCUAGCAUCUAACAACAGAAAUAAAAGCUUAACGUAAUUUGAUAUAAGAAAAUUUUAAGUCUUCCUUCAUAUUUUCAUUUUUAUAGAGAGAUUCUACAAGACAAUAAAAUCAAUAACCUUUUUCAUCAUUUUAUAUCAUUUUAUAAACUAAUUCUUUGCUUUAAUGAUGACUUUUUAUUAUAAUAUACUAACGAUUUUUACUUAUUUUUAUAGAACAAUAGCGAUAAAAAACGAAGAGAUAAUUACUUUUUAAUAAUUCUUUUCACACUCACACACACACACACACAUUUCGUAUUUUAUAAAAAUAUUUUAUUUUAUUGUAAUUUUUUGUCUUGCGUUUCAGAAAAAUUGUUGAUUUAUAUUUUAAUGUCAUUAUAACAAAUCACAUUAGGAUUUUAACUUUUGUUAGAUUCUGAAGAACAUUUUACUGCAUUUUAUAAAUUUUUUCUCUGUACGUAUUUAUACCACAAAACUAAAAAAGCGUCAAUUGUUUUUUUUUACGUUUUAUUUUGUAAAACAAACGCAUAUAUAUUAUAAUAUAUCGUAAUAUUAGCACAAAAAAAGAUGUAAAAUGUGAGAACUUAAAUUCUGGAAUUGUUAAUUGAUUAUAUUAGUAUAUAAAAGAUACAAUUUAGAGCAUGAAGUUCGAUAUACAUUUAGUAAAUAAGUCAUAUCAUGUAUUUGUAACACAAUUAAAAAUUUCAUAGCAUAUGUAAUAGGUUUUAACACUUUUUGUAUAAUGCAGGCCGACUUUUAAUAUUUUUAUAAAUAAAUAAUAUAUUAAUUUGUAUAAACAUAUUUAAUAUAUUUCUAAAUAAAACCCCUCGUAUAUUA